Messenger RNA from Prorocentrum cordatum, 2070 nucleotides. Lineage: Eukaryota; Dinophyceae; Prorocentrales; Prorocentraceae. The record is from the annotation of a GenBank genome assembly.
CUCGGGCUCGAGGCGUUUCCCGAGGCCCAGCGCACCCGCCGCCACAGCACACCCGUACCGCUCUGUCCCUGGAGCGAUGCUGUGUCAGAAGGGGCAGUGCCCAGAGCUCGUCGGCCCGAAGAUCGAGACGACCCUUGGACGCCUGGCAGGCGGCCAGCAGCCCGAGGCCCCACGGCCGCCCGCCUCGCCGGUCAGCCAGCCCGGCGCCCGUGCGCGCGGGGCCUGCUCCACCACGGGAUCGUCGCGGGCAGCCUGGACGACGCCACCCAUCGCACGCCGCGCACGUCGACCACGCCGCCGCCUCCGAGGCACCCGAACGACGAGGUGCCCCCGUUGCUGCUGGCCCUGGAGCAGAACUGCCUGAAGCAGGCACGCUUCGCCCUCGAGGUGGACCCGGGCGCGGCCAAGCUGCCGUUCCUGCAGCCCCGCUUUGAGUGGCCGCCCUGCGCCGCGAUCCGCCUCGGGUGCAGCGGCGACGUUGUCAGGCUGCUGUUCGAGCACGGUGCGGAGGUCGAGGUGACGAACACUCAGGGACAGUCCCCGCUCCAGCUUCUCAGCUCAGGAGCGGAGCGUCACGGCAUCCAGAUUCCUCGGGUCGACUUGUGGGGAACUCCUGGUCUCGCGGAGUGGGCAGAGUGGAUGCUCGGGUCCACCGAGCAGUACGAGCUGGACGUGGCCACGGCGCUGCUGAUCGCAGGCGCGGGUCCGGCGACGUGCCGCGGCGACCCUGCCAGAGGAUACUGCUCGAGUCUGGAGUUGGCCCGGCGCGCUGGGAAAGGUCAUUUAGUCGGCUUGUACGAGGCCGGGACCACGUGCUCACGGCCUGACGCAGUUGGAGACCCAUCUCGGGGGUCGGCUUGCGCAAAGCCUUUCGGGCCGACAGGACCGGGCUUCCCUUGAGCGAAUCACUGCACGCACCCAGCCGAGGCCAGAGCGCUUCCGGGAGCCGACGGGGGCGCGCGAAUCGCCGGAGUCGGAGGUCGAGGAGGGAGCAAGAGAGAGGAGGGGGGACGACGCCGACGACGACGACGACGACGACGACGACGACGACGACGACGACAACGAAUCAGUGCGCUGCCGCGCGUGGUGUCCGAUUUUGAGACAGGUGAGAGUUUCUUUAUAUUGCUUGUCGGAUUUUUGGAGCUUGUGCGGUCUCGAAUCCACGUGAUUCACUUGUGCAGCUUUUGUCCCAUGCGUCUUUCAGACGCCCAGAAGCGUGAUGCAUGGGAUGAGAUUUGCGCCCCUGCUUCCCCCUGGCCCAGCUCCUGGCAAAUCUAGGCCAGGCAGACAGGGCAGGAACGGGAGGCGUGCGCGGGAGGGAGGGAGACCCCCCUGCGCGCGGCCCGAUCUCGCCAACCCGAUGUUCCAGGCGCGCCGCGCGCCUCAGCGCCGCCGCGCGUUUGCAGCCAAGACGGCGUUUGCUCCGUAGCCUCUGGCUCAAGGCCGUCUCUGGGCCUCGGCCCCUCGGCCGGGUCUCCCAGCUCAAGGGGACUUCCCCUAGGAGUUUUCUGGCCGCGCGCUCCCCCCCCCAGGCGGCCAUAGCAGACUCCCUGGAUUCCUCUUCGUCGGCUUCACGCAGCAGCUCGAUGAGAGGUUGAAGUAGAUGUUGUACGACAUUUUUAAGGGUCGCUCUGCAGACCAUUACGCUGGUGAUUACACCACAGCAGGUUCAGCUCACUCUCCGCGCGAGUUCAUCUCUCACCGAUUCAACGCGGGGUGCCAGGUGGAGCUGGCUGCCCAUGUCAGUUUGUAGCGUCGCUGAACUCAGGCGGGGAGUGAACUCUAGCUGGAGUUGGCCCUGAUCCUCCGCGGGAAUCAGCCCCCGCCCGCCGUCCGCAUAUGUUAUAGCUGUUCGGCCCAUCCGGUCUCAGUCUGUGCUAUCGGAGAGAUCGUCGCACGUACAUUUAUAUCGCGGUAUUUCGCGUUUUCAUCUUUCCUUGCAGAAUCUUAUUAUUUCCGUACGUUUCGGGUGAGCGCCACGUCUCAAUUUGCGCGGCUAGUGAACCCUAUCUGGUAUAUUUCAGGGAGCUCCCUCCCUUUUUUCUCAGGACGGUGCUGUUUCUCGCCGCC